AUGGACUUCUCAAUGUACCAUUUCGCCGGUGGAAACCGCUCUACGCAGGAAGUACAGGCUGCGAUAGAUGACUACCUCGAUGGCCUGGCGCAGCCACUCCUCACUGACAUGCAAUCACAGAUUCACCAAAACCCCGAACUGGCUUACGAGGAGCACUACGCUCACAAUCUUAUCUGUGAAUUUCUCGAGGAGCGCGGAUUCCCUGUCCAGCGCCAUGCGUACGGCCUGGCAACUGCCUUUGAGGCCAAAGUUGGAGACCCCCAGAGCCUGCGCUGCAUCAACUUUAACGCCGAGUACGAUGCACUGCCCGAGAUCGGCCACGCCUGUGGUCACAAUCUGAUUGCAACGUCCAGCGUCGCUGCCUUUAUUGCACUGGCUUUCACCAUUCGCAAAUUCGCUCUCCCUGGCCAGGCUCAGCUGCUCGGUACCCCUGCUGAAGAAGAUGGUGGCGGCAAAGUCGACCUGAUCAAUGCAGGCGCUUACAAGGACGUAAGCAUGUCCUUGAUGAUGCAUCCUAUGUCGGAGGAAGAAUUCGAAAGCCAGAAAGUCAAGGGAAUCGGUGGCCGAUCCACAAUUGCCUGCUUUGACCUCGUCGCAUCCUACCACGGUACCAGCGCCCACGCAGCCGCCAACCCUUGGGAAGGCGUCAACGCCCUCGACGCCCUUGUCCUGGCCUACAACGGGAUCUCCAUGCUCCGCCAACAGAUUCGUCCCGACGAGCGAAUUCACGGCGCUAUUAUGCAAGCCCCAAAAGUCACCAACGCGAUCCCCCAGUACACACGCACCAAGUACACGAUCCGUAGUCGCACCGAAACCAGGGCCCGAGAGCUGGGAGAACGUGUUCGCAAUUGCUUGGAUGGCAGCGCGAAGGCCACAGGCUGCAAGGUGGAGAUUGAAGAGACCCAGAUGUACUCCAACCUGAUUGUCGUCCCGCCCCUCUGCGAUAUUUACAAGUCGUUCAUGGGUGAUAUGGGUGUCGAAGUCGAUUCUUACGACAAUGAGCUUAUGCCGGGCUCUACAGAUCAGGGUAAUGUCUCUCACCAAGUUCCCGCGCUCCACGCUCUUGUUGGUAUUCCGGUCACUGAUGGAGCACAUAACCACACUCGGCAGUUUACCGAUGCUGCGGGCUCGGAUGAAGCACACCGUCGAUCGAUCAUUUCUGCGAAGGCCAUGGCGAUGACGGCCUGGGUCUUGCUCACGGAUCGUGUGCAAUUCCAUGCUGUUCAACAGUCCUUUCGCGAGGUUAAGCCGAAGACCGAAUGA
Messenger RNA from Penicillium argentinense, 1263 nucleotides. Its product is annotated as M20 family metallopeptidase. The transcript is spliced from 3 exons. NCBI's taxonomy places the organism in Eukaryota, Fungi, Ascomycota, Eurotiomycetes, Eurotiales, Aspergillaceae. The coding region runs from base 1 to 1263 and encodes 420 amino acids. Gene Ontology annotation, molecular function: dipeptidase activity. The record is from RefSeq and is a predicted model, not a curated record.